UCAUACGUGAAUAGGAACGCAAUGUUUAUUUACGUGCUAAAGUCAAUUACACGCAAAUCACAAUCACAAUAGACAAUAGUCAUUACGCACAAAAGUAAAAAAUUUAAAGUGUGAUGAUCGCAAAGUUUUGAAGAUGUUGUGGUAUCUGCCAUGGUCCGAAAGCAUCAAGAAGAGAGCCUGCAGAUAUUUACUCCAACGCUACUUGGGGAAUUUCCUUGAAGAAAAGCUCACUUUAGCCCAGCUGAGUGUCGAUCUUUACAAUGGGACUGGUACCGUUUCAGAUGUUAGCCUUGACUGCGAGGCACUCAAUGAACUUGGUGACAAUCAGAAUUGGCCCAUCGAAAUAGUGGAUGGGCACAUGAGAGAAAUUACAGUGACAGUUCCAUGGUCAACUAUACUCAAAGAUGAUUCCAUUGUGGAGAUCAAUGGCCUAUCCCUCACCGUGCAACCCAAAGUCCGAGCUGAACCAGUAUCAUCAAUGCUGGAAUCCAUGUGGUCAUCUAUGUCAUCAUCCAUGCAGCUGGCCGCAGAAUGUCUCCAGGAAGAAGCUGGUCCCCAGGAGUCUAACCCUGUAGAAGGCAUUGAAAUGUUCGCACAUGCUAUUGACUCAAUUCUGAGCAGAGUUAAAGUGAAAUUCGUCAAUACGAAAAUAAGAAUAGAACACGUUCCUAAAAAUGGAGACAGAGGUAUCGCCUUGGAAAUUCAUAUUAAAAACAUUGAUUACUUCGACGAAGCUGGUUCCGAACCCCUACCAGACACGACUGACCCAGAAAAAACAAAAACAUACAUAGUAGCCACUUACACAAACAAAAAAAUUAAAUUCAAUGGUGUAACACUGUACAUUGACGAGUUCCCUUCAAAAUUACGCACUAUGGCACCUAGUUUAAUAAUGGAGAAAUCACAAGCUUCAUCCCAAGCUGAAAAAUCUGAGAUAUCAGUUGAAACACCCGACUCAAACUAUCAGAGUACUUUAUCAGAUGUUUUUUACGAAACUAGAAGUGUUAUAUCAACGUUAGAUUCGGAUCCUAUAAAAGAAAUUAUUGAGGAAAGAGUACAAAGUGAAAGUGUCAGAGAAGCAACGCCAGAUGAAAAAGUGAGUCAGCCAGAUCCUAUAUUGUUUGCAAAGUUGACCGGCCAACAGGAGUUGGCUUUGAAAUUGAAACAUUCGGAAGAAGUUGAAGGACCAAAGGUUGAAAUCAGUAUAUUGUUGGGCUCAUUUUUGCUGUUCAUUACACCAAGGCAGUUGCAUACACUGCUGGAAAUUGUUGAUGCAUUGAAUCAACCGCAUUUAGAAGAUACUAGCAAUAUACCAGUAAGACCAAGUGGACCUAACAUGCAAUGCAAGCCAAUGAAACAGGCAGACUUUCAGCUUAUUGAAGCACAGCUACUUGGCAAUCUGGAGAAACAACAAUCCAAGCCUGCUGCGAAAUACGGCUGGUCUGGGCCUAGCUUUGAGGACAGUGACGUAGAAAACGACAAGUUUCUGCCUAUGACGUCACAAAGCAAUCAGAUGGCGGACAGUUUUAGCUCAUCUGUAAGCUCUAUGAACACUAGCAUUACAUCCAGUAUGAAUAUACCCACAGCGCAGCCGAGGAUUAAGAGAAAUAAGAAAGUUCCACACAUCGACGGAGACCCUACAGCUGAAGUAUCGCACAUAAGCCUACGCGUUGCUUCAUUUUCGUGUGUUCUACUUCACAAGGAUAUUUUAAUAUCUACACCAAUGGCAACCGACUGCAUAUCACCAUCGUCUGUGAACAAAAUGCAGCAGGUAUCCACAGAAUUUUUCAACCACAUAGAAAUAUUUAGCAAAUUGGAAGACAAAAGGGAUUUGAGGGGAACUAAUGAGAUUAUAGAGAAAGCUACAGAAAGAAAUCAUUUGAGAUUACUAACUUCGGAAAUAAGCCUAGAUGGCAGUGAAAAAGUGACGUCACACGGCAGUCAAACUAUGUGUGAAGCCGCUAUAAAAACUCUUCUAGUCCGGGAAACCUUGUACUACCAGGAAGACCCAGAUGAAAUAAAGCCCCAGAGCUUUGACUUGAUACGCUUUGAGAAAAAAGAAGAUGAAGAAAACGCCAGCGUGCCUCCAAAAUCAAAUUUAAGACUUAAUUUCAAACAGACUUCAAAGUACAUGCGAAUGUCUGGAGAAAAGAAAUUAGUACAUCCCACUACAGAUAUUGUGCUGAAAUGCACGCCAUUCUACAUAGACGUGGACCUUACGUUAAUAGAGCGCAUGUCAGCCACGUUCUUUGGAGGAGUGAAGCCCGCUAACACGCCCGCACCGCCGACGUCGCCGCAAAACCAAAUCAACUGGUCUUUGCAGUGCCCCAACCUCAAUGUUAUACUCAGGUUCCCAAUCGCAGACCUGCGUCCGGGCAUCAACCACGAGGUCCGACGAGUGAGGCCGGACUACCUCGUGAUCAAGUGCCACAACGCCACAGUGGCCAUGCAGCAGGUUCAAAGUGUCCGGCCUUUGCCUACCACCGUCACGCUCAAGGCUACUACGCUGGACCUAUAUUACCACGAAAACGAGUACCUAGCGGCUACACACAUCGCACAGUCAAGUAUGGACGACACAUCGUUUGAAGGCAACGUCCUGAGAGGCAAUGUCACCACACCUUUACCCAUGAUUUCAAUAACAUUCCAACCCCGAGACUCUACCAAAGGUCCGUUUGAUUCGUUGCACGAUGACGUAAGUUUCGAACCCAAAUCGAUGAAUCCAAUGACAACAUCAAUGUACAUCAUGAACAAUCUUCGCAGCAACCUGCCCAGUCCUUUUAGCGGGAAAAAGAUGGCACACCAAAGUAUUAGCAAGCAUGAAAAUAAUCAGCAAGGUCAAGAAGAAGAUAUAAUAAUACCGGGAACAGAUGAAGAAAUGGCGGAGUUCACGAACAGUUCCAUAGAACAUUCAGCUAUUCAUCUCGAUUUCAACCUGCCUAUUCUAAGCCUACAACUCGAAUCAAAACAGCUAUACGAGAUCAUCUACAACCGUAUUAACUCCGAUUUGCUGCUAUGGGAACCACAAGUGAUAGAGCCAUUCGAUAUCAGCCCACACAUGUGUGCACCCAUCUACCCUGCCUUCGGUCUCUGCAAAGGCAUGGGAUAUGAUUCUGAUUCCGAAAGCUCAUCAUCUGAAGAAGAAAACCUUUACUACUCUACCUAUGACAAUAAACUAAAGAAAGGUAUUGGCAACACUAAACCGCUUCCGGAAAACAAAGAGAGCGAGACGCACAACUUCUGUCUGACACUCAAAGUCGGUAAAGGCCUCUUGACUAUUUAUGCUCCAGUAAGGGACAGCAACAAACGUGUAGUACCUGGACAAAUGGGGGAACUAGUUCUAGAAGCGUAUAAACUGUCGAUGUGCCAAGUGAGCGGACUAAACGGACGAGCAAAAACCGCUCAACUGUGUUUGAGUGGAAGCAAAACGACCCUGUACCAUGAACCGCUCCUAACAAUACCAUCAGACAAACCCCCACUUAGAUUGUAUGGUACAUCAUUGCCAUGCCACCUGAAGAGUACAAUCUAUCCCUCAAACAAAGGGGUCGCUAUAAAAGAACGGUUGCAGACCAAAGACAUGUUUACUAUGGCUCUGAAAACGGAACCCGACGUUGAAACGCCUAAUUUAAAGACGAUCUGCAUAGCUCUUGGCAUAGAGCAAGCGACACUCAGACAUAGAGGUGACAAAGGAAUAGCUUGGCUCAGUCAGUUGAUGGAUGUGUUAGAUGUUCUGGACUAUCCUGUACCUGGCUACUCGCCUUCUACUGUGCUCUCUGAAUUACAUGUGCAUGUAUGGGACUGCGCUGUCGAUUACAGGCCAUUAUACCUGCCAAUACGAACAGUAUUAACUCUGGGAAACUUCAGCGUGUCAAGCAAUCUGAUACCAGAGACGAACACAUCGUACCUACGAUUCUUAGCACAAGAAUGUACCUUGUUCCUGUCAUACUUAAUUGGAGCCAAAGCAAAUAUGCCGGUACCGCAGGACGAUGACAAAUACCCGGAUAUAAGUAAAGACUAUGUCUGUGUUCUUGAUGUUGGAUUGUUUGAACUAUCUUUGCGGAUGGAGGACAAAAAUACUAGUUCAAACGACCAGCCACAAGUGGACCUCACAGCGUCAAACAACAUGGUGAAUAUGUAUACGUGUUGGGACUCCGCUUCGGCUCUUUGUAGACUGGUCACGUACGUGGCCUCUGAUGGAGAUUCUCAACCGCCCUUUGACAGGUCUCGGCAUACCAGUAUUUGUUCUGAUCAGCCUUUGGAGCCAUUAGUAGGUUUAGAAGAUCGGCCAAUAGAAGAAAUCAGAGAAUUAUCGCCGAGCGAAAUUCAACAAGUUAACGAUUUGAUGGCUGAAGCAAUGAAAGAAAGUCCUAACAACACAACGGAAGAAGAUGAACUAAAUAGCUCAACUGAAAAAGAAGGUGUCGAGGUUUUCUUCUUCCCAGACGAAUCUAACAUGAAACAAAAGCAACUGUCUUCAGAAGCCAUUGACGCGGAAUCUGAGCCCAAGUCUCUAGAGUUCGAAGAUUCGCCUAAAACAGAAGAGACGGUUGAAUCAAAGCCAACAAACAUACAAGUAGCUAGGGAUCUCGGUGAUCCUACUACUACGCCUAAAACUACGCCGAGGAAGUCCAAACGGAAAAAAAUUAAAUCAUCCGGAGAAGGUAGCAACACAGAUGACGAAUACUGCAUAGUGGAGGAGCAGCCGUACGGACAAGACAACGAAAUGGACGAGCCCACAGUGACCUGGCUGGGCAAUGGGCCCACUUUUAUGGUCGAUAACCAUUUCACUGUACCGGCUGCCCGCUCAGAUGUACUGAAAGCGCCCAAAAGCUUCCCACUGCCUGUGUUUAGGUAUACUCUAUGCGAGAUGAGUCUAACUUGGAACAUGUAUGGAGGCACCGAUUUUCGGCCAAGCAAUGAAUCGUCGUCCAACAAAAAGAAAGUUACCAUUGACGACUCUCGUAAGCAAGAUUCGCCGACGGCUUCCAAACGUAGUAAAGACUACGAACCGUACGAAGCAAGCAGGGCUAUAACGGAGGCGUACCGACGCGGCGGCGUCAGUUGGUCGACGGGCGCUGAACGCGUCAGACCUAAGCAGAAAACACACAAGUGGGAACUGCGAUUGCGGGGCGGGAAAUACCGCGAUCAUCAUACGUGCGUCAAGCUGUGCCUUACUAAGGUAAAAUUCCAACACGAAGUGUACCCGCCAGGAGGCACGCAGGCGUCUCGGCAGACGCUCGCCAUCACCAAAGUUGAAGUCCUAGACAAACUAGUCUGCAGCGAUAUCAAUAAGUUGCUCAGCCAAUAUAAACUCAAGGAUGAACCGGAAAGGAAGAAUGCUCAUAUGCUAAUCGUGAAAGCAGUCCACUUGCGAGCUGAUGCGGCGUUGCCAGCUCAGGAAUGCUGUUUGAAGGUCUCCCUGCUCCCAUUGAGGUUCAAUUUGGACCAGGAUACUCUUGCAUUCCUCGUUGGAUUCUUUUCCAAACUCGGAACUGAUGAGGCUAGUGAAGAAGAUGCGAAGAGCGUAAGCGGGCUAUCAACAGAAUCGAGUGGGUCUCGCCAAACAACGCCCACGCAUAGACCGCCCGUCAUGAGCAUUGGCAGCCAUUUGCGUGAUCCGCCGCCCACGCCCACGUCACUCGGGGAUGGGGACUGUCUGUCACUCAAUGAUACAGUAAUACGCGAUGAUGAACCACUAAUGGAGACGUAUGAAGCGGAACGUCUAGUGUCAGAAAAUCUGAUACAAUUGGAGCAAACAUUGGAGGAGGACUUCCAACGUCUUGGCAUCAACCAAGAGAAGCCAACCACUAAAGUGCCAGACUCGGAACCUGUGGAUGACUCUCCGAUAUAUUUCAGACGUGUAGUAUUUUCACCCGAAGUGCCAAUCCGGUUGGACUAUGUCGGCAAACGAGUAGACCUCUCUGCGGGGCCUGUUGCGGGACUACUCAUGGGAUUAGGACAACUUAACUGUUCUGAACUGACGCUCAAGAGGCUAGAUUACAAAUUAGGUUUACUGGGUCUGGAAAAGUUAGUGCAAUGGGCGCUACAUGAGUGGCUCUCGGACAUCAAACGACACCAGCUGCCUGGAUUACUUAGUGGAAUUGGUCCUAUGCACUCGCUCUUACAAAUAAUCACCGGCAUUCGGGACCUGGUGUGGCUGCCGGUGGAGCAGUGGCGGCGCGACGGGCGGCUGGUGCACGGACUGCGGCGCGGCGCCGCGUCCUUCACCGCGCGCACGGCGGUCGCCGCGCUGGAUAUCACGGCGCGUCUACUGCAUCUCAUACAGGCUACAGCAGAAACAGCGUUUGACAUGUUGACCCCGAGUCCAUCGCUGCCCCUCUCCGAGGCGCACGAGAGAAGAUCUCGUCGACGUCGCCGCGACCCCUCGCGACAGCCCGCCGACAUACGAGAGGGGGUCGCCAGUGCCUACAACACUGUGAAAGAGGGUUUCGCGGAGCAGGCAGCGACGAUGGCGGUGGCGGCGCGGCGAGGACACGGCGCGGGCGUGCUGCGCCACCUGCCCGGCGCGGCAGUGACGCCGCUGGCGCUGGCCGCCGCGGGCGCCGCGGACGUGCUGGGCGGCGUGCGCGCGCACCUCGCACCGCAUCUGCACAGGGACCACGCCGACAAGUGGCGCCGCCCCACAGAUUCUACUGAUUGAUCUCCAGAAAAACAACAUACAAGAAUAAGUUGAGAAAAUAUAAAAUUAAAAAAAUAGCGAGUAUAUUUCGUUAAAAUGAAGUCACUGGCUGUAUUUUAAGAUAAUAAAGUCCCUACUUAUAUUUUAGCAGAGAGCAAGUUUUUUUAAGAUGAUAUAUUUUUAUACAAAUCCGAUAAAUAUGUGUGUAAUACUUAAUUUUAAUUUUUGAACCUAUCAUAUCACUGUUAAAUAAACAAGUAGCGUUGCUUCAAUUUCGCUUGUAAAGGCUUGUUUGUAGAUACUAAAGUAUGUGACAAACACAACGCGUGACGAAAAGUUUGAAUACCUUCAUACAUUUUCUUGUAGGUAUAGUGUGCACAAAAGUUGUCCAAUCGGAAGUUGCAACAUGGUUGCGCACGUCAUGGACUAAGGAUUACACAUGCCCAGCUGAAAGUAAUUUUCGUACAUGUGCACUCAUAUUAUGCCUCGUGUUCUGAUUGGACUAUUUUUUAACCCGCACUAUUUGUAUUAAUUAUGUAUUAGAACUAGGUUACCUUCGCCAUUGGAUGCAGUAUGGUGUGGAUUUUACUAGUAAUAAUGAAAGAGUAGGGAUAGAAAUAAAUUAACGGCGUAGUCGUCUCGCGUUUUGUUUGUCUCAGCCUUUGUAAAGAUGGUGCUUGAUGUUCCAAUGACUCGGAUUAGCAUUUUGAAGCAUUUAGUUGCUUAUCAUUAGGAUUAUUAAGGGUAUAUACUGACGAUCUGUUGCAGUACCCAAAUAGGUGUAAAUAAUUUUAUAAUUUUAUUUCAUAAAGGAAAGAAUGUCGGGUGCCAUGAAAAACAAUAGUAAAUAACAAUUGUUUUAAAUAUUAUUUUUAAAUUACAUUUGAUGUAACUAAAUUCUCUAUUUUUGGCAAAGGAAAGUGUUUUAGUGGAAUUCCUAUGUAUAUUAUUAGUUUAAUUUAUAUCAAGCUAGCGAGAAUAGUAAGUAUUUUACGAGUGAUAUUUUAUAGCCUAGUGAAGUAAAACUGUAAUAUUAGAAAAAUUACUAUAAAUAAAAAUUGUAUCUCUUUUUGUAACAAAAUAAUAAAUAAAUACUAUCUCAA
This is a messenger RNA of Maniola jurtina (meadow brown), 7737 nucleotides long. RefSeq names its product autophagy-related protein 2 homolog A. Bases 134 to 6655 code for a protein of 2173 amino acids. Gene Ontology annotation, molecular function: phosphatidylinositol-3-phosphate binding. Gene Ontology annotation, cellular component: extrinsic component of membrane; phagophore assembly site. The transcript is spliced from 38 exons. The record is from RefSeq and is a predicted model, not a curated record. Lineage: Eukaryota; Metazoa; Arthropoda; Insecta; Lepidoptera; Nymphalidae. Gene Ontology annotation, biological process: reticulophagy; autophagy of mitochondrion; piecemeal microautophagy of the nucleus.